CAUUGACAAAGGAUUUUGUUCCAGAAAUUUCCAUGGACUGGUCGGACCACGCCCUCUGGUGGCCGGAGCAGAACGUUUGGCUGACGAGGACGCGAUCCACUUUAGAUCAAUGCGGGGUGCAUGCGGAUGCUCUGCUCCAUUUCACUCCCAUGCACAAGAAUUUAAGGGUGCAGCUUCCGGAUCUCAGGUAUCUGGAUAUGCGGGUGGAUUUUUCCAUCAAGACCUUUUCGGCGGUUGUGGACGUGUGCAAAGAGCUGGGCAUCCGACAUCCCGAGGAACUCUCUUUCUGCAAGCCAUUGGAGCCUAAUCACCUUAAGUUCAACUACAAGCACCUGCCGAAAAAGAAGCAGGAGACCAAUGGCGUGCAAAAGAACGGCCAUCUGCCGCCCGAUACCAACACUUUCAUCGCCAAUAGCAGCCCGGCUGGCAGCACCGGCAGUCUGGAUAAUUCACCCUUCAUGUGCGCCCCUGUCACUCCAUCCAGGGUGGUGCCGCAUUCGUCCACACCAGUCGGCACUCCCGUGGGAACUAUGGGCACUUGGAAGAGGAACGGGUACGGUUCGGAACUGAACGGCUCUGCCGGCUACUCGCCCAACGUGACCAAUACGAGUCUCAGCUUAGAACAGCUGAAUGGCACAUUUGACAGUAGUUUGGCUUCCAGUCCCCCUACUCCGGCUCUUGAAGCUCGCAAGUACCUGGUGCGGCCCAAAUCUCUUAUUGAAAAGGCCCGAAUGAAUGUUGGGAGUUGGCGCAGGGAUUCCGAAAUGACUUGGGGCGCCAACCCAACGCAGCGGCACAGUAACACAGGUGCAAGUCGCAAGUGCGACACAGUGACACGCGACGUGUUAAAGGUCUAAAAUAACGAAAAAUACUAUAAGUUCAGGGUUGUGCGCUCUAAAUAUCGUUAAGAUUUCUUCAAAAGUUCAAUAUUUCAUUUAUGUAGAUUUUUUAAAACAACGCAGGAAAAACGGCUAAUACAAAUAUAGGCAAUUAUAUGUUAGAUCUUGUUGAUAUGAUGUCAUAUACGCAGAACCAAUGCCAUAAAUCUCGAACCAGUAAUUAAUAAACAAAACCAAAUCAGCGGCCAUCAAUCACCAGUCUAAUGUAUUCCAAGAAGGUAAAAUUCCUAAGAUAAAGUAAUCUGCAAAAACCCCCCCCAGCCAUGAUGCCGGGAAUGAUGACUGAAGCAUAUUCAAGCAAUAAAAGCAAUACUCAACGAUUAUUUUCAGCUUAUUAUUAUUUCUCUCGCUGUAUGUGACAGACCAAUAGAUUCACUUGUUCUUG
This is a messenger RNA of Dendroctonus ponderosae (mountain pine beetle), 1284 nucleotides long. RefSeq names its product unc-112-related protein-like. NCBI's taxonomy places the organism in Eukaryota, Metazoa, Arthropoda, Insecta, Coleoptera, Curculionidae. The transcript is spliced from 5 exons. Gene Ontology annotation, cellular component: cell-substrate junction. Gene Ontology annotation, biological process: integrin-mediated signaling pathway; cell-matrix adhesion. Bases 33 to 857 code for a protein of 274 amino acids. The record is from RefSeq and is a predicted model, not a curated record. Gene Ontology annotation, molecular function: integrin binding.